CACGUGCGCUGAGCAAUGAGACAGCUGUCCGAGAGGAAGGAUCUGCUCGGCGGCUCUGCGGGUUGAAGAUGGCGGACGGAGAGGCUAGUCUCGGAAUGGCCUUUUCAGGCGGAUCCGAUAUCGAAGGACCUGCUGCAAAACGGUCGAAAAUCUUUCCGAUAACGAACAACGGAUUCAAAGUCGCCCACGAAGACCCCUCCUCGUGUUUCUCCGCGGCCAAAGAGAGCCGGGAGGCGGCGAUUAAUUGUACGCAAACAGUGGAGAAGAAAGCAAUGCCGGCGAAGGCGGUUGAGCAGGCCCCGGCAGCGCCAGGCGGAGACAACAAUGGACUGGGACCGCUGGGCUGCGAGCCGCUCCAACCGGUCAUGAAACGCGAGGACAGCGCUGGAGCGGGAACGACGGAGGACAGCGCUGAUGUCCCCGGACAGGACGAGCUGUCCUCCAGUAGACCCGCCGGCACGCCGGACCACAUCAACGAGGACGACGACCGAUCCUCGCAUGCGAGCUCCAGCGACUGGACUCCUCAACCGCAAAUAGGCUCCUACAGUUACAUCCAGCCACAUAUCAGAGACACAGACCCAAGGACCAUUCUGAGGGAUCUGCUGCCCGAGACUGUACUCCCGCCGGAUUUAGACGACAUGACAUUGUGGCAGAUUAUCAUCAACAUCUCAGAACCUCCAAAAAGAAAGAAGCGGAAGGAUAUCAACACCUUAGAAGAUGUUGUCAGGCUACUCCAUGAAAGUAAAAGGAUCCUUGUGCUGACUGGUGCUGGGGUGUCCGUUUCAUGUGGAAUACCUGAUUUCCGCUCCAGAGAUGGAAUUUAUGCACGGCUUGCUGUAGAUUUUCCAGAUCUUCCAGACCCUCAAGCUAUGUUUGACAUUGAAUACUUCAGACGGGACCCAAGACCCUUUUUCAAGUUUGCUAAGGAGAUCUACCCGGGCCAGUUCCAGCCUUCACCCUGUCACAAAUUCAUAUCUUUGCUGGAUAAGCAGGGCAAGCUGCUGCGCAAUUACACACAAAACAUUGAUACAUUAGAACAGGUGUCUGGAGUUAAGCGGAUAAUCCAGUGUCAUGGGUCGUUUGCAACCGCUUCCUGUCUUGUCUGUAAACACACAGUGGGUUGUGAAUCUAUAAGGGAAGACAUCUUUAACCAGGUUGUCCCUCACUGUCCACGCUGUCCAGAUAUUCCCAUGGCCAUCAUGAAACCUGAUAUUGUCUUCUUCGGAGAGAAUCUUCCAGAAAUGUUCCACAGAGCCAUGAAACAGGAUAAAGAUGAGGUGGACCUCUUGAUUGUCAUCGGCUCUUCACUCAAAGUCCGACCAGUUGCCCUCAUCCCAAACUCCAUUCCACAUGAAGUGCCUCAGAUCCUGAUCAAUAGGGAGCAGCUGCCUCACCUCAACUUUGACGUGGAGCUCCUUGGUGACUGUGAUGUCAUAGUAAACGAACUCUGUCACCGGCUGGGUGGAGACUUUGAGCAGCUCUGCUACAAUACUGUAAGACUCACGGAGACCACUGAGAAACCCCCUCGGCUACCGGAACAGCCCCCAAGCGAGGCCUCUCCUGCUGCUAUUGAUGCAUCUCAGGAGGAGCCAAGGCAGCACAGUACAGACUCUGUAACGAUGCCUUCAGAGGAGGCAGAGAGUCUGAAUGUCUCGGACACUGCUGGUAAUGAUGUGCCACCUCCGGAGCCUUGUCCACAUGCUCAGUGUCCCAGUGAAGAGACGGCUGAACCGUCACAGUUACCAACCGGAGAUGUACCGAAAGAGGUCGCUGAAGUAAAGAGCCAAAGCUCCAACCUCGAAUUUCGUAGACGAUGCUGGAUGAGUCGAAUAAACAGAAGUCCAAUCAGCAAACGCCUUGAGACAGGCCAGUACCUGUUUCAAGCGCCGUAUCACUAUAUCUUCCACGGCGCGGAGGUCUACUCCGACUCGGAAGACGAGACGUCGAGCUCCUGUGCCAGUGACAGCGAGGAGUCCGACUGCAGCGCGGAGGGGGGGGAAGAAGACAGUGAGCCGGAAGACGCCGACUCGCUGGCAGCCGAUGGAGAGACGUGCCUCAGAGAAACAUUACAGCGCGCUUUAGCCAACGAGGGCACUUCGAUUGUGCAGAAAGACAGUACGCCUGAAAAGACACAAAGCACCACACACCUUUAAAUGUAAAGUACUUGGUCUACAAAGCAGCAGCAGUAGUGUGUGUGUGUGUGUCAAAGGUUUGGACACACUUUCUCAUUCAAUGAGAAUUGUAUAGGUUUCGUAUGUAUUUUUGACUCAUCAACCGUACUAUUAUUUUUCAUAAAGUCGAAAUUGCUUGACAACUUUGUUGACCAUGGCCAGUUUUUAUUCUGUGCCGAGUAUGGUCCAAAGCAUUGUGUCUGAAACGUCAUAUCGUAUACUACUUAAUAGAAUGCAGUAUUUUAUUUUAUUUUUUUACGAUUUGUUUGCUCAUCUCCAUUUCUUUCACAUUGAGAAAUACAGCAGCGUGCUGAUAAUACAACACUAGACUUAGCUUUGAUUCCUAACUUGUAUUACACUUGCUUCUUCUUCCAGUUGUAACUAUGUGAGCCGUCUGCCUGUUAAAUAGUGGGUACUAUGAGUUUCAGACACAUACAUGAUCUUCAGAGGGUUUACUUGAACACAUUAUUUAAGUUGCAAUAUAAAAGUUCAGCACCACCCCUUAAUGGAGGUCAAGUGCUAGAAUCGAGAACCGUACUUUAUUUUAGACCAAAGAACGCUUUAACAUGUUCCUACAUUGUCAUAAGCUGUGUAUGUUUAAGAAAUAUACAAUGACUGGAACAGUGUUCCUUCUCACAUGUGGCAGCUACUUUUUAUGGUCACACCUUAUUUUUAUAUGCUGAUCUGAGACCUACUCCUCAAAGAGUAGAUUCUAGUUCAUAUCUGUACUAAGUUGUAUUAACCAUAGGAAAAAUAAUGUGUUCACAUUAUAGCAAUAUUUCCCCCAUUACAUAAAAGUUUUAUUGAACUUUGCAUAUUUACAUAUAAGUUAUAAAGUUAAACCAUUCAUUACCCAGAGGGGCCUACUGCCUAUAAAGAUUACUUGUUGGUAGAUGGACGUAUUUGAACCAAUGUUUCUGAUAAAUGUAUUGUCAACACCAACUUAAUUAACAUAACCUAUACAUGGUAAUGUUUUGUUUACGAUAUAAGGAAAUGGGAUUUUUCAUGUUUUUACAUCUUUACAGUGGUUAUCUAUUCUUGGGUUCUCAGUAAAAAAAGAGAAUGAAAAACAAUCCAAAUUUCUUUGUUAUUUCGUGCACAACAGACACUAGGCUAGCUUCAAAUGAACAUCCAUCAAAGGGAAGAGGCCCGGUGAGAGACGCGCGCCACCUAGCGACCAGUUCACCCCUUCACUUUGUACGGCUUUCCAGGAGCGCCAGUCGUCAAAGGGCAAAAGGAUUCAUUUACAACAUUCUAAUCCAAGGAAAGUGUCUACGACAGCAGCAUGCAUGUACCUAGUGGUGAGUCACUAGCGUAGGGAGGGCAAGCAUGGUCUUAUUCUGCGUUCACACCAAAAGCGAAGAGACUUCGCCACGCUUUACUCGCCCCAGUAGUUGUAGUUAAUUCGCGUCCCGCUUCAUUUGCUCCUGAAAGGGGGCGUGACUUAUUCUCCGUAGAUUUCCGUUAUCCACCGUGGAAUAAAUAACCACUAUUUCGCUCUUUAUUUGUCGUGUGAAAUGUCGGAACCGCAAACGGUGUUGCGUUUCGCUUCGUAACUUCAUCCGACGCCGCCGCACACAGCUGGAAUUUCACAGACUCCUCCAGGAAGUGCGUCUGGAUGACGGCUGCUUCCAGCGCUGCCUCAGGCUGAAAAGCCGCCGGUUAGACGACACGUUAUGUCGGAUCCCGGCCAGCGUCUCUCGGCACCAACUAACUUACAGGCGUUGAGUCUCCGCUGCGGAGCGCCUGUGUCUCCG
Pungitius pungitius (ninespine stickleback) is the source of this 3928-nucleotide messenger RNA. RefSeq names its product sirtuin 1 (gene sirt1). The transcript has 9 exons. The coding region runs from base 69 to 2153 and encodes 694 amino acids. Lineage: Eukaryota; Metazoa; Chordata; Actinopteri; Perciformes; Gasterosteidae. Gene Ontology annotation, molecular function: histone deacetylase activity, NAD-dependent; transcription corepressor activity; p53 binding. The record is from RefSeq and is a predicted model, not a curated record. Gene Ontology annotation, biological process: negative regulation of DNA-templated transcription. Gene Ontology annotation, cellular component: nucleus; nucleoplasm; nuclear inner membrane.